This is a messenger RNA of Pseudophryne corroboree (corroboree frog), 2129 nucleotides long. RefSeq names its product coiled-coil domain containing 126 (gene CCDC126). The coding region runs from base 395 to 814 and encodes 139 amino acids. Gene Ontology annotation, cellular component: membrane. The transcript has 3 exons. The record is from RefSeq and is a predicted model, not a curated record. Lineage: Eukaryota; Metazoa; Chordata; Amphibia; Anura; Myobatrachidae.
ACAUCAACCAAUGGCAGAAAGGCUUUGUUUCUUUACCCAGGAAGAGGCUCUGCUCUGGGUGGAUGUUCUCUUGUCAUUGUUUAGGGUGCACUGCACUGUGUGCAGUAGCAAAGCAGAGUCCACUGUGCAUGCAUCAGCAGACACUGGCAGCCAUGGCACAGCAGCAAGGGCCAGUAUAAGGGCAAGACCUGUGGAAAGGAAGAUAAUCCUGUGCUCUAUGUAUGCCCCUGCUAUCAGAUGCCACAGAUGACCUCUAGGGUUCUUGGGAUGGUAAGAGGAGAGAACCAUUCUAAAAUGACUGGUGGAAGUGUCCGCUCCAUCCGUGUUCUUCGUGUCUGAUACUUUGGAAAGAAGCUGAUUAUUGGUUCAAGUUAAGUAUAGAAGGCGAAAGAACAUGUAUCUAUCAUUCUCCAGAAAGACAGUGUCUCAGAAACUGAGCAUUUUGCUUCUUGCCUUUGGAUUCAUUUGGGGACUGAUGCUGCUACGCUACACGUUUCAGUAUCCCAGGCACCAGAGCAGCACUGAGCUCCGAGAGCAGAUCUUAGAUCUCAGCAGAAGAUAUGUGAAAGCCUUGGCUGAAGAGAAUAAAGAUAGUGUGAAUGGCGGAAAUGGUGGCUCCAUGGCAGGAUAUGCUGAUCUGAAGAGGACCAUUGCAGUUCUUUUAGACGACAUUCUGCAACGCCUGGGGAAACUAGAAAACAAAAUUGACUAUUUUGUAGUAAAUGGGUCAUCCAGUAACAGUACUAACGGCACCACUGGGAAUCUGGUCCCGCUAACCACAAGUAAACGCAUCAAUCCCUCUGGAAAGAGAUGAUCACAAGAAAGAAACAAAACUACUACUCUGAGUUUCCAAAAUGGCUCCACUAUCGCCACUCCAGCUGUAAGACUGAAUCUAAAAUCUCUUUACUGGGAUGAAAAACUGCUGUAAUGUCAAGUGUUGCGCACUUGUCAAGAAUUAUUGGCCAUAAGAAUUGUUUUUUUUUGUUUUGUUUUUUAAUGAUAGAGUAUGUUUUCUACGUGUGAAUUAUAUUAUUCUGUUUUGAUUUGUUAUGGAUAAUCUUUAGUACUGUAAAGUGGAAAAAAAAAGAAAAUAUUUUGAUCCUGUUGUAAAGAAAAAAAGUAUACUUGUAGUAUAUUAUAUUUUGCUAUACGGAAAAUUAUGUUUUAAGCUUAGGUUUUUGAAAGUGUGACCCAAAGAAUGUAUUUAUUUGCACUAUUUGUUAAAGCAUAACCAUAGAUAAUUUACUGUAUUGUUUAUUUAUGUUCGCUCACGUGACAAAAAAAAAGUAAAGGAAAAGCUACGUCACUACAUUUUAAAGGGGCACUCUAAAAAUUAGAGCAGAGGUUCUCAAACGUGGUCCUCAAGGCACCUCAAUGGUCCAGGUCUUAGGUAUAUACAUGGCUCAGCACAGAUUGUUAAAUCAAAUUGACUGUGGUGCUAAUAAAUUCACCUGUGGCCAAGCAUGGAUACAUCAAAAACUUGGACAGUUGGGGUGCCUUGAGGACCAUGUUUGAGAACCUCUUAAUUCGACCUUAAACUGUAAUUUAGUGGGCUCUUCCCCUUAGCGAGACCUGGCUUAUUCAGCUGGUUAACACUUAACUAGCCGAACGUCUGCAAGCUGGAAGAGUAACACCAUGAACCAAGUUCUCUGCGUGCAGCUUGCUGUUGGUCAGUGUGAUAUGCUUUUGCUGAAGCUGUGCUUUAUUAAACCCCUGUUUGUGUGCAGCUCCCGGGAAGUUCUCGAAGGGGAAGGAGCAGCUUGUUGAACCUUAACAUUUAACUUUGAGUGCUCCUUUAUUCUUCUUUUCCAGAGACUACUGUACUUCUAAAAGUAGAUGGCUGGCGCUUAGCUUAGUGCUGUAGGUCAGAGCCCCUAAAGGAGCACUUUUUUAAUCAAUAUGUGCAAUUUAAAAGUGUGUUAGUUCAUAGUGUUGCACAAGUAACCAUACUAUGCAUUGUAGAGAGGGAAAUGUACCCCUCAGUAUAGAAUGAAUGACUAUUUGUAGCCUCCGUUGAGUUCACAAAGGCAGAGGGCUCAGACUUCAUGCAUUGACACAGGCCAUGGAAUGCAGAAAUGAUUAUCUUCCCUGUGUCUUCCCAAAUAAAUAGAAAAAUCUAUACAGUAAAA